UUAUGGUCCAAAGCGGUUACAGCCGCCGUAUAUUGUGAUAUAACACACGGCGACCGUUAAUGCGGUUACCACCUCCACCAUAUGUACACUCUAACGAGAAGCCGGCUCGAAUCGACCGUUUUGGCGUACGUUUAAAUCUUUGGCGGCAGUCUGUGCGAGCGGCGCUUUUCGAUUACUUAUAAUAAUAUAGUUAUACUCGUAACAAAAAGCCGGUCAGUAUCGUUGGUUUUUUCGAAUACUCGAAAAUUCGAGACAAACGUGUCACGACAUGGUAACAUUUUUCAAGUAUCGAGUAAGUAAGUAUUAUUAGUGUAUAACAAACGUACCCAAAACGUUUGGCUAUCGCGAUGACAGAGCCAAUUGUACUCGGAUUCGCCGUUGUCGGUUUCGUGGUCACGCUGAUACUCUUGUGCGAUGCCCUCCGCGAGAUUGCCCAGGGAUUCGCGGCACACUUGAUGCCAUUGUUGUUCCACGACCAAGUCGGCUUGGACGUCAAAUACGGAAAAUGGGCAGUGGUAACUGGGUCUACCGAUGGUAUUGGAAAAGAAUACGCUAAAGCAUUGGCAAAACGUGGUUUAAAUAUUGUGCUAAUUAGCAGAAAUAUAGACAAAUUGAAUAAAACUGCUUCGGAAAUUGAACGAGAAUACACGGUAGAAACAAAAGUUAUACAAGCAGAUUUUAGCAAAGGGAAAACGGUGUUUGACCACAUUUCCAAAGAGCUAAACGAUAUGGAAAUCGGCAUACUAAUCAACAAUGUGGGCAUGCAAUACGCAUAUCCAAUGUACUUGGACGAAGUACCGGAAUCCACUGUAUGGGACCUUGUCAACGUAAACGUUGGAGCUACAUCUCACAUGACAAAACUUGUAUUGCCCCAAAUGCAAAAACGCAAACGAGGCGCUAUCGUCAACGUGGCAUCCAGCGCAGAGCUCCAGCCUAUGCCACUUCUAGCCGUUUAUGCAGCAUCAAAGAUGUACAUCAAAAGCUUCACAGAAGCCAUACGUAUGGAGUACGCAAAAGACAACAUAACAGUUCAACAUCUUUUCCCGUUGUUCGUUAACACCAAAAUGAAUGCAUUCAGUCAUCGUCUACAAGAGACUAGCUUGUUCGUGCCCGAUGCCAAGACAUAUGCCACCAACGCCGUCAACACCUUAGGCAAAGUCAACCAUUCCACAGGUUACUGGGCUCACGGUAUUCAACAUUUUUUUAUUCGACUUCCUCCCGUGUGGCUGAGAACUGUAAUCGGCGAGGCUAUGACAAAAUCAUUAAGGUGCGAUUACUUUUCCAGAAACGGAUUAAAACUAGAAUGAGUUUUUUUUUGUAAGACUCGAGUUGAUGAAUAUUAUUUUGAUUGUGUCUUUUGGUCGCGUGUUCUUUGUACAAUAAUUGUUUUGUGAAUUUAGUUUUUAAGUUUUUGUACUUACCUAUUAAUAUUAUAGACGAUUUUUACUAUUAUUAAUUGGGCCCCUCGGCGACAACUAGUGUGGAGCACAGAUUAUUAUUAACUAAUUAAUAAAAGUAAUUACAUUUUA
This is a messenger RNA of Adelges cooleyi (spruce gall adelgid), 1529 nucleotides long. Its product is annotated as inactive hydroxysteroid dehydrogenase-like protein 1. Gene Ontology annotation, molecular function: oxidoreductase activity. Gene Ontology annotation, cellular component: endoplasmic reticulum. Lineage: Eukaryota; Metazoa; Arthropoda; Insecta; Hemiptera; Adelgidae. The coding region runs from base 348 to 1307 and encodes 319 amino acids. The record is from RefSeq and is a predicted model, not a curated record. The transcript is spliced from 6 exons.